Messenger RNA from Acipenser ruthenus (sterlet), 2460 nucleotides. Its product is annotated as DAZ-associated protein 2-like. Lineage: Eukaryota; Metazoa; Chordata; Actinopteri; Acipenseriformes; Acipenseridae. The record is from RefSeq and is a predicted model, not a curated record. The transcript is spliced from 4 exons. The coding region runs from base 189 to 695 and encodes 168 amino acids.
GCAGCUCCACAUAAUAAAGACAAGGGAAGCACAAACAAGGAAGUAAUUUACUGCAAGAGAAAAGUUUACCGUCGAAGAAGUGUUUUUUUUUGUGGUCAAGGAAAAUAAAUAAAUACAUAAAUAAAUAAAUAAUAUAGGCCGAUUUGAUUGAUACAGUCUACAAUUGCAUCAGAACAAACACGACAAAAAUGAACAAUAAAGCACCCUACCCCCAGCAGGCUGCAUACCCUCCUCAGCAAGGCUCCUCUCCCCUCUACCCCCCAGCCAUGGCAGGGCAGCAGGCUCCCCCCUACUCGGACGCACCCCCUUCCUACUCCGAGAUCUACCAGCCCAGGUACAUGCACCCCCAGCAGGCUGGCACCGUGCCUCAGAUGCCCUCCACCUAUCCUGGCGCCCAGAUGUUCAUGCAUAUGCCCCAGUCAGUGCCCAUGGCCCAGAUGGGACACAACGUGCCCAUCGCUUACUACCCGAUGGGGCACCUGUACCCUCCCGGCUCCACAGUGCUGGUGGAGGGGGGGUAUGAUGCAGGAGCCCGCUUCGGAGCAGGCAGCAGUCCCUCCAUCCCGCCCGUCCCUCCCGGGCACCUCCCCAACGCAGCCCAGCUGGCCGCCAUGCAGAACGCCAACGUGAUGAUGUCACAGCGCAAGGGCAACUUCUUCAUGGGCGGCUCCAGCGGAGGGUACAGCAUCUGGUAACCCGAUUUGGCCGAGCCGGGCUCCACACACACGCACGUCCGCGUGCUGCAAUACUGACAUCGCCUAACGGAAUGUAAUAGUUUAGCACCGGAUGGGUGCAGUACACCACCAGUUAUAUUAAAAAAAAAAAAAAAAAAAGGGGGGGGCAGGUACACAUCCUGGUUAUUGAGGUAUAGCAACACUUUGUUCAGGGUAUAUAGUAAUAGCAAGAUGGAUGGCCCUUGUAUUGAUUUCUUGAGAUAUAGAUAAAUGUUAGGGUUUUUUUUUUCUAAUCUUAGUUGAUUCGAUCUGACUCUGAAUUUAUACAAGGAGCAGCUAAUAGCGCAGAUGUGAUUUCAUCUGCAUUUCCUUCUCAUCUGUGUUUGUGUUUUCAUGGUGGUUUACUGCACUCCCAUGGACAUAUUUUAGAGGAUUAUUAUUAUCGGGUGCCAAAGUCCUUGAGCGCCUUCAGUUAAAAGCAAAAAAAAAGAAUCUUUUAUUAUUCCGAAAUUAAAGUACAGGAGGCAGAGGAAAGAAUGGAGACGGGGGGGGGGGGGGGGGGGGGGGGGUCUACAGUGGAAAAACCUUGUCAGUCUAAACUGCGUUUUAUUAAGCUCCUUUUAAAGAUAUUUAACACUUGGAGAAUGUAUGUAUUUUGAGCAUAAAACAAUAAAGAAAAUUAAAUAAUGUUCACUUGCAUGCUUUUGCACACUUUAUGCAAUAAAACCUACCUUACGCUGUUUUUAAAAAAUCAUCCAAAUAAAUAUACUUUUUAGUGCCAUUUUGGAUUUACAAGGUUUGACUACACAGUGAGCAAAAAAAAAAAAAAAAUCUAAGUGUGAUUGUGAUGUUUACAUUACUGAACCAGCCUCACAUGUUUUCCUAUUAGAUGUGUGUGUGUGUUUAGGGUUACCAUGUGACUCCGGGUACACUUGUACAGAUUGGGACAGUUCAGGCACUGCUGUGCAUUCUGGGAAGUGUAGUCCUGCUGUGAAAGGUACUUGAUCCAGGUAAGAACGCAUUGCGAGGUGAGCUGAAAAGCCUGAAGCGUCCUGGGAACCCUAAUGUGUGUGGGCUGUCUAGUACAGGGGUGUCCAGUCCUGGUCCGCUGUCCCUCCUGGUUUUUGUUCCAACUGUAUUACUUAAUUGGGCCGAUUAAGUGUCUAAUAAGCCCUUAAUUAGUCCAAUUAAGUAAUUUAGGAUACAGUUGGAACAAAAACCAGGAGGGACACCAGCCCUCCAGGAACGGGAUUGGAGACCUCUGCUCUAGUACUGAUAGUCUUAUAUUCAUAUCAACGUGUGUGUGUUUGUAUUGCAAAGAUUUCUAAUGCAAUUCACUGUACAUGGCAUGGCAUGGGCAGUUUCUAGUGUUGGAACAAAUAUUCUUGGGUGAAGUGUCAAACGUGAUCGAUUUUACAUUAGUCAACCAAAAAAAAAAAAAAAAAAACACCUUCAAACGCUUGUGAUCCAGCUCCCCUGCCCCGAGGUUUGCUAUGAAAUGUACCUGCUGCUGCUGCUGCUGCUGAUAACACAAUAAAUAACAUUCCACUUUAUGGAAGAGUUUCGCUCUCCUUUUGUCUGGCGGGAUAACGUGGGGCGGGUGUAGCUAAGCCAGUCCUGGAUUCUCUGAAAUUUUCAAAGAAUAUUUGAACCUGAAAAAGUCCAUGUCUGUUCCAGACACAAAGAUCCUGUGUGUUGCUGGGACCCGAAAACAUUGAGUUAACACACUAACAACAUGUGUGUAUCGCUGCACUGCACUAAAACCAGCAUUAUCAUAGCAAUAUAG